Colletotrichum abscissum is the source of this 2100-nucleotide messenger RNA. RefSeq names its product acyl-CoA oxidase. Lineage: Eukaryota; Fungi; Ascomycota; Sordariomycetes; Glomerellales; Glomerellaceae. The transcript has a single exon. The coding region runs from base 1 to 2100 and encodes 699 amino acids. Gene Ontology annotation, biological process: fatty acid beta-oxidation using acyl-CoA oxidase; lipid homeostasis. The record is from RefSeq and is a predicted model, not a curated record. Gene Ontology annotation, molecular function: acyl-CoA oxidase activity; FAD binding; fatty acid binding. Gene Ontology annotation, cellular component: peroxisome.
AUGCCGAAUACCCCGGAUUGGGUCAAGGCCCUCCAGCCAUCUGGCCCGCAGGGCACUGAGCUCCUCGCUCAGGAGCGCGCAAAGUCCAACCUCAACGUCGACCAGCUCGCGUCGUUCAUGUUCACAAAUGAGGCUCUCGAGCGCAGCGAGAGGAUACUAAACAUCCUAAAGAAGGAGCCUGUCUUUGACAAGACCCAGAACUACUUCCGCGGCCGAAAUGCCCGUAUCGAGGCUGCGCUGGCGAGAGGCAAGAGACUGUUCCAGUUGACCAAGGAGCACAACUGGUCUCAGCAAGACUACAUCGUUGCCAACGACCUGAUUGCUGAGCCGACGCCGUAUGGCCUCCACGCCAGUAUGUUCCUCGUCACGCUGCGCGAGCAGGGCACUCCCGAGCAGCACGAGCUCUUCCUCAAGCCCGCCGAGAACUACGAGAUCCUCGGAUGUUACGCCCAGACCGAGCUUGGCCACGGCUCCAACGUUCGUGGCCUCGAGACCACGGCAACGUGGGACCCGUCUGAUAAGAGCUUCGUUCUGCACUCGCCUCACUUAACGGCCUCGAAGUGGUGGAUCGGUUCCUUGGGCAAGACGGCCACCCAUGCCGUCGUCAUGGCCCAACUGAUCCUCAACGGCAAGAAGAUUGGCCCCCACCCCUUCGUCGUGCCGAUCCGCGACAAGAAGACUCACGAGCCUCUCCCGAACGUCCAUGUCGGCGAUAUCGGCCCCAAGUUCGGCUACAACACCAUGGACAACGGCUUCUUGCUGUUGAACAACGUCAAGAUCCCGCACAACCACAUGCUCGCCCGAUUCUCGUCCAUCGACCCGAACACGAGCAAGUACAUCCGUCCCGCGAACCCCUCUCUCAUCUACGGAACCCUCACAUGGGUGCGAUCCAACAUUGUCCUGCAGUCAGGCUCCGUCCUGGCCAAGGGUGUCACCAUCGCCACCCGCUACUGCGCUGUCCGCCGACAGUUUCAGGACCGAGAUGCGCCGGCGGGUGAGCCUGGUGAAAACCAAGUUCUCAACUACACCAUGGUGCAGAUUCGUCUGCUCCCCCUCCUGGCAGCCACCUUUGCCCUUCACUUUACCGGUCGCGGUAUGAUUAACCUUUACAACGAGAACCAGAAGCGCAUGAAGGGCGACGUCGGCAAGCUCAGCGACGGAACCAGAAACCCCGGCCCCGAGGAGUUGAACCCCGGCACCGACCUCCUCGCCGAUCUCCACGCCACCUCCUGCGCCCUCAAGGCCUACGGCUCAACCGUCGCUGGUGAGGGUCUCGAGAUCUGCCGCCGCGCCUGCGGAGGCCACGGAUACUCCUCCUUCAGCGGUAUCGGUUCCUGGUACGCCGACUACCUGCCAACCCUGACCUGGGAGGGCGACAACUACAUGCUCACCCAGCAAGUAUCCCGCUACCUGUUGAAGUCCGCUCGCUCCGUCCUCAAGGGCAAGGCCGGCAACAACGACACCACUCGUAUUCUCUCUGAGUUCCUCCGCCGCCGCGACAUCGGCGCAGCCUUCGAUGUCCUCGGCUCAGACGAGGACCUCGUCGCUGCCUUUGCCUGGCGCGUGUCCUUCCUCACCUUUGAGGCCCUCCGCCACAGAGACGAGGACAAGCAGUCCUGGAACAGCCUUCUCGUCGACUUCUGGCGCCUCAGCACCGCGCACGCUCAGUACAUGGUCGUCAAGAACUUCCACCAGGCUCUCAACGAUAAGGCUACCACCGAGCAACUCGACAAGGACACCGUCGGUCUGCUGCACAAGCUCUUCAGACUGUAUGCUCUGAACACCCUCGAGCAGGAGGCCAGCGAGUUCUACAGCUCUGCGGCUGUCACUGUCCGCCAGAUCACGCUGGCGAGAACAAAGGCCGUCAUGACCCUCCUGGAGGAGAUCCGCCCUCACGCAGUCCGCCUGGUCGAUGCCUGGAAGUUUGACGACUGGGUCCUGGACAGCAGUUUGGGCCGCUAUGACGGCAAGGUGUACGAGGACAUGUUCAAGCGCGCCAGCGAGGACAACCCGCUCAACAGCGUCGUGUUUGACCCCUACCCCAACAGCAAGGUGCUGUUCAAGAAGGAUGAGAGAAAGGACCUGAGAAGCAAGUUGUAA